AUGAAUGCCUCCGCUGCUGCUGGUUCACAUCUCCUGGUGGGACAUGGACAAUCGUCGCCUGGAACGGGCGGCUUCGUCGCUGCCCUCAUAUCCCUUGUGACUUUUCUCCCACAUGCGCUGUUAUGGGUCAUAGCAUUCUGUACAAUUACGCUGCCGACAUGGUUGUUCACUCUGUUCUCGAUGAGUUUGACCUUUACCAUGAAUUUCACCACCCUGCUCUUAAUCUGCGUCGCACUAGUCUCGACCGUCAGUUGGUUCAUUCGCUAUCGUUUCCUAAACUACUAUACACACCUGCCUCAAGAGCCACAGCGAAAAGAACCGCAGAUAGACUUGUUUCCAGACACACAGGAUGGAGACUCGAAACCAGGGUUGGCCAACUACCUGGACGAAUUCCUUAGCGCGAUCAAGGUGUUUGGAUACCUGGAGAGGCCCAUCUUCCACGAAUUAACGCGCACGAUGCAGACUAGGAAGCUCAUUGCAGGAGAGACAUUGCUGCUCGAGGAAGAGAAAGGGUUCUGUCUGGUGGUGGACGGGCUGGUCCAGAUAUUUGUCAAGUCUUUGAGAGACACGCCUGACGGUACCAGUGCUGGUCAAAUUGACUUAUUCGACGAAGACGAAGGAUAUCGGGAAGGCAAUCAGGGAUAUCAAUUAUUGACCGAAGUCAAGAAUGGAGCGUCCAUGUCCUCUUUGUUCUCAAUCUUGUCCCUGUUCACCGAAGAUGUCAAGUUGCGCCAUGACGACCAGAUUCCCAAUGGCACGCGGUUAUUUACCAACCACGUCGCUCGCACUCCAGAUUCCAACGUUGCCAGCCCGACAUUGGAUCCGCCGACGCCAGGGUCGGCCAUUGUUGGUGGUCUUACCGACGCGCAGAAGGCCAGGCUCCCUAGCGUUCCACCUCUGACCCUGGGUUCUGCCUUUGAUGAACGCCACUAUAAGAAUCAUCAAGCCAAACCUAAGCCUUCGGUUUCUGCGCACCCUGAUAUUGUGGCAAGAGCAGUGGUUGACACCACAAUAGCCAUCAUCCCAGCAAGCGCAUUUCGCCGCUUGACUAGAGUGUACCCCAAAGCCACCGCUCACAUAGUUCAGGUGAUAUUGACGAGGCUGCACCGAGUGACGCUGUCAACCGCACACCAGUAUCUAGGACUGACCUCGGAGGUCCUGCAGAUCGAGAAGCUGAUGAAUAAAUACACCAGUUAUGAUCUGCCCAACCAUCUCCGCGGCCACGCCCUUGACAGGUUACGGGACAAGUUUGCAAAAGAACGAGAAAGAAUUGGCCCCGAAGAAGGGACGAAAGGAAUAGCACUACAUAACCCAACGGCAGGUCGACGGAGAUCUUCAAGCGUGCUUCGCCGGGACGCAGCUACAGUAGCCCGGAUCAAUGCAGCAAAGGGAGCUGUCUCUUCUUUAGCCCCGCCUUCUAUACGGCCGGGACUGGGUGACAGAAAUGUCAGCUCCGGUGAUCUGCAUGGCGCAUCGAGGCCCAGUCAGAGACCAACCAGCCUUCACCUGCGCUCUACGUCGAAUUGGACGAGCAUGGGAGCCCCUGACGGGUUCAGGAUGGAUUUGAGCCCGAUGGGAACCCGAGAACCACAACCUUUUCGUCAGUCGUCUCCCUUUGGCAACGACAUCCCGCAUAGACAGGAUUCCAUUCAUGAGGACAGCUUGUUUCGUGAAUCGGUGCUGGAAUGCAUGGCCAAAGCUCUUGGUUUGAGCGAAUCAGUAACCCAGACUUUGAGAGGUGCGCCAGUCUCGGUCGAGCAGUCCCCUCGGCUUGUUUCCUACGAUGCAAAACGUCAAACGGCGAUUUUCAACAAUGCUUUUGGCUUCAUCGACCCCUACGAAGGCUCGGCCGAUGGCGACUCUGAAUCUGUGACGGCUUCGGCGACCAGUAUCAGCGGGCCGGUGAGCGGUCGUACUCUGAACGACGAGCUAAUGGACGAUGUCGAGAUUGUGUUUUUUCCAAAGGGCUCUGUUUUGGUUGAGCAAGGCGAACGGAAUCCAGGUCUUUACUAUGUUAUCGACGGCUUCUUAGAUGUCGGCAUCCCCGUCGAAGAGAAAGAAGAGAAAGAAGAAAAACAAGAACCGAACGAUCGCCACCGGUCGCGGAGAGGCUCGCGAGACGACGCAUUGCCCCGUCUUCGAAGAACUAAAACUUCCAAUUCCCGAACUCAGUCGACCGCGGGCUUCCCCGGUCAGCGCAAGGAAAACAAAAGAAUGGUGCAGAAGACAUUAUUUCUGGUUAAACCUGGUGGCAUUGCUGGCUACGUUGGGACACUGUCGUCCUACAGGUCGUUUACGGACGUGACGGCCAAAACAGACGUCUAUGUGGGUUUCUUGCCUCGUUCCGCAUUGGAAAGGGUUGCCGAGAAGUAUCCCAUUGUCCUCCUGACAAUGGCGAAACGACUCACCAGCCUGCUCCCAAGGCUGAUCUUACAUAUCGAUUUCGCUCUCGAGUGGGUACAAGUCAACGCCGGUCAGGUCAUCCAUCACCAGGGAGACGACAGCGAUGCUAUUUACAUCGUUCUGAACGGGCGAUUGAGGGCCGUUCGCGAGCUUGAGGGUGGAACCAUGCGGGUGACAGGAGAAUACGGCCAAGGCGAAAGCAUCGGCGAGUUGGAAGUUAUGACUGAUGGCACCCGGCCUGCCACCCUCCACGCUAUACGUGACACAGAACUGGCCAAGUUCCCGCGAAGUCUCUUCAACAGUCUGGCGCAGGAGCACCCCAAUAUCACCAUUCAAAUCUCGAAGUUGAUCGCACAGCGAAUGCGAGCGCUUGUCGAAGCCCCAUUGACAGAGAAGGGUCAAGAGAGGAAGAGGGCCGCGUUGAGUGACUCAAGCACGUCUACCCUGAACCUCCGAACCAUCGCGGUGUUACCGGUCACAGCGGGAGUCCCAGUUGUUGAGUUCGGGAACCGUUUGCUCGCAGCAUUAAGCCAGAUCGGAGUGCCAAGUGGCGUUACUUUGCUGAACCAAGCUAUCAUUCUCAGCCAUCUCGGUCGACACGCCUUCAAUCGGAUGGGCCGCCUGAAGCUGUCACAGUACCUGGCCGACCUCGAAGAGAAAUAUGGUAUGGUCCUCUACAUUGCAGAUACCAGCGUGAAUGCUCCUUGGACCCAAACUUGCAUCUCCCAAGCAGACUGCAUUCUGCUGGUCGGCUUGGCUGAGAGCUCACCGAGCAUUGGGGAAUACGAGCGCUUCCUUCUGGGAAUGAAAACAACCGCCAGGAAGGACCUUGUCCUGCUCCACGUCGACCGAUAUUCGCAGCCGGGCCUGACCAGGAAAUGGAUGAGCAACCGAAUGUGGAUCAACGGUGGUCAUCAUCACAUCCAGAUGGCAUUUCGUGUGAGCCCGGAGGCUACGCCGCAUUCGCCUCCCAGGAAGUUUGGGUCGGCGAUCAAGCAAAGUGUCCAGGUCAUUCAAGCAGAGAUACAGAAGUACACCUCUCGCCGAGUCCGCCAGGCUCCACUAUACUCGGCUGACACGCCUUUCAAAGGCGAUCUGCAUCGACUUGCAAGACGCCUCUGCGGCAAAUCUGUCGGGUUGGUGCUCGGUGGAGGCGGCGCACGCGGUAUCUCGCACAUUGGGGUCAUCCGGGCUCUCGAAGAAGCAGGCAUCCCGAUUGACAUUGUUGGAGGUACUUCGAUCGGCGCCUUUUUAGGAGCGCUCUAUGCCCGUGACGCAGACGUGGUGCCCAUGUACGGCCGCGCGAAGAAAUUUGCCGGUCGCAUGGGCAGCAUGUGGCGGUUCGCGCUGGACUUGACGUAUCCCUCGGCCGCAUACACCACCGGCCACGAGUUCAACCGCGGCAUGUUCAAGGCCUUUGGAGAUUCGCAGAUCGAAGACUUCUGGCUGCCUUUCUACUGCAAUACGACAAACAUCAGCAAAUCUCGUGCCGAGAUCCACACUUCAGGCUAUGCGUGGAGAUAUGUGAGGGCGAGCAUGUCUCUGGCCGGCCUCAUCCCGCCGAUCUGCGAUGAAGGCAGCAUGUUGCUGGAUGGUGGAUACAUCGACAACCUCACGGUCCAACACAUGAAAUCUCUCGGCACCGACCUCGUCUUUGCCGUCGACGUCGGCGCCGUGGACGACGACACCCCACAACAGUACGGCGACACCCUCUCGGGCUUCUGGUCCCUCCUCAACCGCUGGAACCCCUUCUCCUCGAUCCCCAACCCACCCUCCUUAUCCGACAUCCAAGCCCGUCUCGCCUACGUUUCCUCGGUCGACGCACUGGAACGCGCCAAAGCCACGCCCGGGUGCAUAUACAUGCGCCCUCCCAUCGAAGCAUACGGGACGUUGGAGUUUGGGAAAUUCGACGAGAUCUACGAGGUCGGGUAUAGCUAUGCAAAGGAGUUUUUGGCCAGAUUGAGGAAUGACGGCCAGUUGAACGGCAUUAUUGACGCGUGGGUGGAUGCGAGUGAUGAGGAGGGGAAGAAGAUGUUAAGGGCCAUGGCGCCGAGAAGGGCGAGUAUCUAA
Molecule: messenger RNA, 4473 nt
Organism: Fonsecaea multimorphosa CBS 102226
Lineage: Eukaryota; Fungi; Ascomycota; Eurotiomycetes; Chaetothyriales; Herpotrichiellaceae
Exons: 2
Coding region: 1-4473 (1490 amino acids)
Biological process (GO): phosphatidylcholine metabolic process
Cellular component (GO): endoplasmic reticulum
Molecular function (GO): phosphatidylcholine lysophospholipase A1 activity
Source: RefSeq, a predicted model, not a curated record